Saccostrea cuccullata (small rock oyster) is the source of this 873-nucleotide messenger RNA. Its product is annotated as nucleolar protein 58-like. The transcript is spliced from 4 exons. The coding region runs from base 1 to 873 and encodes 290 amino acids. The record is from RefSeq and is a predicted model, not a curated record. NCBI's taxonomy places the organism in Eukaryota, Metazoa, Mollusca, Bivalvia, Ostreida, Ostreidae.
AUGUCAGAUCUAGGAAAGAGUUAUCUACAUGAGAAUAAGGAUCCAAUUCACCUGGUCGAAGGUAGUCACUUCUGUAAGAUGGGGAGGAAAGAGUCCCAUGACUUAUGGUUGAGUAGACUGAGGAAGACUACCAUAACCUCCACAGGAGCAGACAUCAGCACGGCUAGUCUUCCUCCUUCGGCAGCCACUUGGAUCAGGCCAGCUGAUGAAGUCCUGAUGACCACAGAACCCAGUAUAGCAGAGAAACCUACUGGAGCAGCCAGCGGUCCACUGGAUGAUUUUCCUGACUAUAAACCAAACCUGGACUUCCUAGACAAGCUGCUGGGUUAUGCUACACCUAUCGGGACUGUGGUGACGGCUGAGACACUUGGAAUGAUGAUAAUGGUGAGUGAUGAGACGAAGGAGAAGAAAGAUGAAAAGAAAGAGGAAGAGAAGAAAGAUGAAGAUGAAGAGAAGGAAGACGAGAAGGAUAGAGAGGAGAACAGGAAAGAAGAAAGUGGUGAGAAAGACGAAAUAGUAGUGAUAAAGAGGAAGGACGGCAAGAAGAGGAAAAGAUCGGAUUCCACCAGCAGUUCAAGUAGUUCUAGUUUCAGUUCCAGUGAAGAGGAAGAGAAGAUCAGAAAGGAGAAGAAACCUCAGAGUCAGACAUUACUGAGAUCAGCUUUAAGAGAUGAGGGAUGCACAACGAACCAGCACUGUCGCGGCUGUCACACCUGCCCCAGUAAGAAGAAGAGAGAAUGUGCCGAGAAGGAGGACACCAGAAAGAAGAACACCGUUCAGAAGGAGGCAGGCAUGGAGGAAAUGAAUGGUGAAACUUUAAGCAGACUCAUAAGCAGUAAGGGUAGUAGUCUGGGGUCAGUUUGGAGUCAAUGA